Polistes dominula (European paper wasp) is the source of this 687-nucleotide messenger RNA. RefSeq names its product ubiquitin conjugating enzyme lesswright (gene lwr). The record is from RefSeq and is a predicted model, not a curated record. NCBI's taxonomy places the organism in Eukaryota, Metazoa, Arthropoda, Insecta, Hymenoptera, Vespidae.
GUGGUUCGAUAAUAUAGUUUUUAGGAACACUUUAGGAUUUCUUUGUAAUACAUCACAUUUAUACGAUUGUUAAUGAGAAAUUCAACAAGGAAAAAAGUGGCUGUGAUUUCAAGUGGGAAAAAUAUUUUCGUCAUUUUUUAAUCAUCGUGAAAAAAAAAAAAAUGUCUGGCAUUGCAAUAGCACGAUUAGCAGAAGAACGUAAAGCUUGGAGAAAAGAUCAUCCAUUUGGUUUUGUAGCAAGACCAACGAAAAAUCCAGAUGGUACGCUAAACUUGAUGAGUUGGGAAUGUGCAAUUCCUGGGAAGAAAUCUACACCUUGGGAAGGUGGUUCUUACAAGUUGCGUAUGAUCUUUAAAGACGAUUAUCCUUCCAGCCCACCAAAAUGCAAAUUUGAACCGCCAUUGUUCCAUCCAAAUGUUUAUCCAUCAGGAACAGUUUGCUUAUCAUUAUUAGAUGAAGAAAAAGAUUGGCGACCAGCGAUAACAAUUAAACAAAUACUUUUAGGAAUUCAAGAUUUACUCAAUGAACCAAACGUCAAAGAUCCAGCUCAAGCGGAAGCUUACACUAUUUAUUGUCAAAAUCGUUUGGAAUAUGAGAAACGAGUAAGAGCGCAAGCACGAGCAAUGGCACCACAAGAAUAAAAACAAAUAAAAUCUACCUUUAUAUAUAUAUAUAUAUAUAUAUAUA